Trichoderma reesei QM6a is the source of this 2454-nucleotide messenger RNA. RefSeq lists its product as uncharacterized. Lineage: Eukaryota; Fungi; Ascomycota; Sordariomycetes; Hypocreales; Hypocreaceae. The record is from RefSeq and is a predicted model, not a curated record. Gene Ontology annotation, biological process: fatty acid beta-oxidation; very long-chain fatty acid catabolic process; long-chain fatty acid import into peroxisome. The transcript is spliced from 4 exons. Gene Ontology annotation, cellular component: peroxisomal membrane. Gene Ontology annotation, molecular function: ATP hydrolysis activity; ABC-type transporter activity; long-chain fatty acid transmembrane transporter activity. Bases 322 to 2454 code for a protein of 710 amino acids.
GUGGCUGAAGAAGCGACAACGGCGACACGGAGGCCAGCUACGGCAGCUGUAAGAAAAAGCCGCAAAGACAGCAACAACAGGAACAACAACAACUACAACAACUACAACUACAGCAGCAACAGCAGCAGCAGCAGCUUCCACUCGUCACAACCUCUGUUGCCCGUGUUAGCCGAGUCCACCCGUGACGAUUCGAGCCGACCAAUGCGUUGCGCCAUCGACGAUACGUGACACGCAGGGCACGAUACUCUCCCUGGCCGGGAGCCAACGACGACCUCAGGCAGGGACGGAGACAGCGCCUGAAGCCGCGCCUUCGCAGCCGCCAUGGCCUGGCAGUCGAAACUCGUCCUGCCCAAGGACCGCAGCCUCCGCGGCAUCAUCUCCAGCCUCACACGGCUGUACGUCAAGCAUCGGACGCGCAUCUCGCGCGCCAUCUGGAUCUCCCUCUUCGUCGCUCUCGCGAAUCGCAUCCGCCAUGCCGUCCUGGAGCAAAAGGCCGCCUCUGCGCGCGAGGCCGCUCAGCGGGCUCUCCGCCAGAGCACCGUCACUGCCGGCUCCGAGGAAACGCCCAGGAAAAAGGUCGCUCUGAAUCGCGAGUUCUUCAGGUCGCUGAUGCGCUUGACGAAGAUUGUGGUGCCCGGCUGGCGGAGCAAGGAGGCCCGGAUGCUUGCGAGCCACAGCUUCUUCUUGGUUCUCAGGACCUUGAUCAGCGUUCGCGUGGCCGAGAUGGACGGUGCUAUUGUCAAGGCCUUGGUCAAGGGAAAUGGCAAGGAGUUCUUGAAGCGCAUCGUCUGGUGGAUGCUGAUUGCCGUGCCCGCCACCUUUACAAACUCCAUGUUGUCCUAUCACCAAGCCGAGCUGUCCCUGCAGUAUCGGACGAGGUUGACACAGCAUAUCCAUGACAAAUACCUUUCCAAGCUGACCUUUUACGGCAUCUCAGCGCUUGACGAUCGCAUAAAAAACCCAGACCAGCUCAUUGCUGUCGAUGUAUCAAAAUUCUCCAACAGUCUGGCGGAGCUGUACAGCAAUCUGGCCAAGCCGGCGCUUGAUAUGACCAUAUACACAUAUGCGCUAUCCAAAAGCGUCGGAAGUGAAGGCGUCAUCUUCAUGUCGCUACUGGUCCAGCUCUCGGCAAACCUGAUGCGUGUCUUGACGCCGCCGUUUGGCAAGUACGUCGCCGACGAGGCUCGUCUCGAGGGCGAGUUCCGCUUCCAGCACUCUCGCUUGAUCGAUUACAGCGAAGAAGUCGCCCUCUACGGCGGCCACAUUGCGGAAAAGGAUACCUUGGACAAGGGCUACUUCACACUCAUCAAGCACGUCAACUACAUCCUUCGGCGACGCUUCUACCAUGGCUUCAUGGAGGACUUUGUCAUCAAGUACUUCUGGGGCGCUUUGGGCCUGCUCCUCUGCAGUGUCCCCGUCUUUGUCAAGCUUCCCGGACAGCUGGUCAUGAAUAUGGGCGACAGGACCGAGGCGUUUGUGACGAACCGCCGAAUGCUGCUUUCCGCAUCCGACGCCUUUGGCAGAAUCAUGUUUUCGUACAGAGAGAUCAUGGAGCUGGCGGGAUACACCUCUCGAGUUUCCACCCUGCUCAACGUCAUGGAUGACAUCCAGAUGGGCCACUUUGAGAAGAAGCUCGUCUCUUCCUCUGGCACGGAGAACAACGAGGCAGUUCUCAAGGGCCGCGGCACUGUCCACGAAAGCAAAGACUACAUCAAGUUUGAGGAUGUGCCCAUCAUUUCACCCAACGGCGAUGUUCUCGUCAAGGCUCUGUCCUUCUCCCUCUCCCACGGCGACCAUCUCCUCGUCGUCGGCCCCAACGGCUGCGGCAAAUCAUCCUUGUUCCGCAUCCUCGGCGGCCUGUGGCCUGUCUACGGCGGCACCGUGUACAAGCCCCCCUUCACGUCCAUCUUCUACCUGCCCCAACGGCCGUACCUCUCCCGCGGCUCCCUCCGCCAGCAAAUCAUCUACCCCGACUCCCUCCGCCAGAUGCGCUCCAAGGGCGUCAACGACUCCGACCUCCUCUCCAUCCUCACCACCCUCGGCCUGGAACAUCUCGUCGAGCUCUACCCCGAGGGCUGGGACGCGGAAGCAGAAUGGCGCGACGUCCUCUCCGGCGGCCUCCAGCAGCGCGUUGCCAUGGCGCGCCUCUUUUACCACCGCCCGCAGUAUGCGAUUCUCGACGAGUGCACAAGCAGCGUCACGCUCGAUACCGAAAAGGUCAUGUACGAGAAUGCCAAAUCGCUCGGCAUCACGCUGUUGACCGUCAGUCACCGUCGGAGCCUGUGGAAGUACCAUACGCAUAUCCUGCAGUUUGACGGGCAGGGUAAUUACGUCUUUACAAAGCUUGACGCGGAGAGGCGUCUGAGGCUAGAGGACGAGAAGGAGGAGCUGGAGAUGAAGCUGCGGCAGGUUCCUGAGCUUGAGAGGAGACUGGAGGAGUUGACUUCUUUUUAA